AAAAAUAAGGGGCAGUAGGAGGACCAAGAUUGACACAGACCAAGAAUAAAUGAAUGAAUACCUUCGUGUGAAACAAAUUAGGGUUCUGAAAUAACCCAUCCUCACCGUCUUCUUCCAUCGCCGAUGACCUCUCUCUCUCUCUGAAAUCUGUUUCUCUCUACUUUCACACUCGGCGCCACCACCUCUUCGCCGCUCGUUUCCCCUCCGGCGUAUUGGAUCUUACACACAGGACCGAUUCCGAGCACACAAGCAAAUCAAGAGAUACCUCAUUGGAUGGAGGGGUUUUGUAUUGGUGAUGAUCAAUAGGCGAGACAGCAUGAUGAGGAAGAUUAGGGUUUGAAUUACAAGCUGGAAAAUUUGUUUUUGUUUUCUUUUGGUAGAUUUUAUGGCUGAUCAGUCCUUGACCACACUUCCCGAUUCAUCUCUUGUAUUGGUAGAAGAUCAUUCUUUAGUUAUCGGGCAGGAAUUUCCUGACGUCGAGAGUUGCCGAAGAGCACUCAAAGAUAUUGCUAUAGCAUUGCAUUUUGAUCUUAGGAUUGUGAAAUCUGAUCGUAGUCGGUUUAUAGCUAAAUGCUCGAAAGAAGGUUGUCCGUGGCGUGUACAUGUCGCGAAAUGUCCGGGAGUGCCUACAUUUUCUAUUAGGACCCUUCACGCAGAGCAUACUUGUGAGGGAGUGAGAAAUCUCCAUCAUCAACAAGCAUCGGUGGGAUGGGUUGCUAGGUCUGUUGAAGCGAGGGUUCGUGAUAAUCCUCAGUAUAAACCCAAAGAAAUUCUGCAAGAUAUUCGGGAUCAGCAUGGUGUUGCUGUGUCUUAUAUGCAAGCUUGGCGUGGGAAGGAGCGAAGCAUGGCUGCUUUACAUGGGACUUUUGAAGAAGGGUAUAGACUUUUACCAGCAUACUGUGAACAGAUUAGGAAAACUAACCCAGGAAGCAUUGCAUCUGUUUUUGCCACUGGACAAGACAAUUACUUUCAGCGCCUCUUCAUAUCGUACAGGGCGUCAAUCUAUGGUUUUAUAAAUUCUUGUAGGCCACUUUUGGAACUUGACAAAUCACAUCUCAAAGGGAAAUAUUUGGGUGCACUGCUUUGUGCUUCAGCUGUUGAUGCUGAUGAUGCCUUGUUUCCAUUGGCAAUCUCUGUUGUUGAUUCAGAUAGUGAUGAGAAUUGGAUGUGGUUCAUGUCAGAACUGAGGAAGCUUCUUGGAGUAAAUACUGAUAACAUGCCCAGACUUACUAUACUUUCUGAAAGGCAACCGGGUAUUGUGGAGGCAGUUGAGACUCAUUUCCCGAGUGCCUUUCAUGGUUUUUGCUUGCGUUAUGUCAGUGAGAAUUUUCGCGAUACAUUUAAGAACUCAAAGUUGGUGAAUAUCUUUUGGAAUGCUGUUUAUGCACUUACAGCAGCUGAAUUCGAAGGCAAAAUCACCGAGAUGAUAGAAAUAUCACAAGAUGUCUUAAUGUGGUUUCAGCAAUUUCCUCCCCAGCUAUGGGCUGUUGCCUAUUUUGAGGGGGUACGAUAUGGGCAUUUCACAUUGGGGGUCACAGAAGUAUUGUAUAACUGGGCACUUGAAUGUCAUGAGCUCCCUAUUGUACAGAUGAUGGAGCACAUUCGCAAUCAGAUGAUAUCUUGGUUCACGGAGCGUCGUAAUAUAAGCAUGCGAUGGACCUCGAUUCUUGUACCAUCAGCUGAGAAGAGGAUUUCAGAGGCAAUUGCAGAUGCUCGUUGCUAUCAAGUACUUCGUGCAAAUGAAGUUGAAUUUGAGAUUGUGUCGACCGAGAGAACAAAUAUUGUGGACAUACGGAGUAGAGUGUGUUCGUGUCGACGUUGGCAACUCUAUGGUUUGCCAUGUGCACAUGCUGCUGCUGCACUCAUCUCAUGCGGGCAGAAUGCUCAUUUGUUUGCUGAGCAUUGUUUCACAAUCGAUAGCUACCGUGAAACCUAUUCGCAGAUGAUAAAUCCAAUUCCAGAUAAAAGCCUAUGGAAGGAGCUUGGUGAGGGAACUGAGGGCGGAGGUGCCAAAGUUGACAUCAUGAUACGCCCACCCAAGACCCGUCGGCCUCCUGGCAGGCCCAAAAAGAAGGUUCUUCGCGUGGAGAGUUUAAAGCGUCCAAAGAGAGUUGUUCAAUGUGGUCGCUGCCACAUGUUAGGACAUUCUCAAAAGAAAUGCACAAUGCAAGUCCUUAACUAGUUGUUGAAAUUUGUUUCUUUUAUUUUUCUGCAAUUGCCUUAGAUAAAUUGUGUGUCUGUAGGCUUGGUCUAUGUUCUUUAAAACUCAGUUGCAAAUAAGUACUUGGGCCUUUGUGUCAUAGUUUCAUCUGUUGGCCUUUUGAAUGUGUUAUCCGCAUGUAUGUGCUUCCUCCGACAGUGUUGAGUAUUACAGUCCCUUCUCGUUUAUGUUAGACAACUUUCCUUUUCA
Camellia sinensis is the source of this 2410-nucleotide messenger RNA. RefSeq lists its product as uncharacterized. The record is from RefSeq and is a predicted model, not a curated record. Gene Ontology annotation, molecular function: zinc ion binding. NCBI's taxonomy places the organism in Eukaryota, Viridiplantae, Streptophyta, Magnoliopsida, Ericales, Theaceae.